Xyrauchen texanus (razorback sucker) is the source of this 1638-nucleotide messenger RNA. It is a transcript of the gene pold2, whose product is annotated as polymerase (DNA directed), delta 2, regulatory subunit. Gene Ontology annotation, cellular component: delta DNA polymerase complex. The coding region runs from base 142 to 1545 and encodes 467 amino acids. Gene Ontology annotation, biological process: DNA replication; DNA strand elongation involved in DNA replication. NCBI's taxonomy places the organism in Eukaryota, Metazoa, Chordata, Actinopteri, Cypriniformes, Catostomidae. The transcript has 11 exons. The record is from RefSeq and is a predicted model, not a curated record. Gene Ontology annotation, molecular function: DNA binding.
ACUAUUUAGCGGGAGACAGCAAAAAUCAACACUGUGGAGGUCGACUUGUUUGUUUUUUUCUCUUUAAUUUGUUUAAAGUACUGUUAAAUCAGACGAGAUUUACAAUACAGUCUAAAAACGGAGAACAAGAGAUAACGAGUCAUGUUUUCAGACGUGAUCGUGCCGAAAAAGACUUUGUUAAGUCCUCCGGGUUCAGAUGAGCCCGUGUUUGACCGUCACGAGCCCUCAUACAGAGGCUGCUCGGAGAGAUUCCGCCUCGGUGAGCGCAGCUUCAGCCGCCAGUACGCGCAUAUCUACGCCACCAGACUCAUGCAGAUGAGACAGAUACUCGCCGACAGAGCAAAACACAAGUGGGGUUCAGUCGUUCCCAUAAAGCAGAUGUGUGAUCUGCAGAUGGGUGAACACUGUAUUAUAGUGGGCACAAUAUUCAAACACAUGGAGCUGCAGCCGUCCAUCCUGAAGGAGAUCAGUGAGGAGCACAAUCUAUUGCCUCAGCCACCUCGUGUCAAAUACAUCAGCCAAUCAGAUGAGCUUAUUUUGGAGGAUGAACUGCAGAGGAUUAAACUGGAGGGCACCAUCGAGACACCAAAGUUUGUAACCGGUAGUGUAAUUGCCAUUAUGGGUGCAGAGAAAAAUGAUGGUAAAUUCACAGUUGAAGACUUCUGCAUGGCUGACUUGCCUCCUCAGACACCCAGACAACCUCCCAGCUCAGACAGGUUUGUGCUCCUUGCCUCCGGCCUGGGUUUGAAUGGCAGCGGGGCAGACAGUAUGAUGGGAUUGCAACUUUUGGUGGACAUGGUAACGGGUCAUCUAGGUGACCAGGGGGAGCAGAGUGUAGCAGCGUCCAUUUCCAGAGUCAUAUUAGCUGGAAACCUGUUGAGUCAAAGCACCCAGGACAAAGACUCGACAACCAAGGCUAAGUACCUGACUAAAAAGACUCAGGCAGGAAGUGUGGAGGCUAUUAGGCUGCUGGAUGAGCUUUUAGUGCAGCUUGUGGCUUCUGUACCUGUGGAUGUCAUGCCUGGUCAGUAUGACCCAACAAACUACAUCCUUCCCCAACAGCCUCUGCACCGCUGCAUGUUCCCUCUUUCUGUGCCCUAUCCCACCCUACAGCUGGUCAGCAACCCCUACCAAGCCAUCGUGGAUGGCGUCCAGUUCUUGGGCACAGCAGGGCAGAAUGUCAGUGAUAUUGUGAAGUACAGUAGUGUGGACGAUCACCUGGAGAUCCUAGAAUGCACUCUGAGGCUCCGCCACCUCGCCCCCACCGCUCCGGACACACUGGGUUGUUACCCAUUCUAUCAGAAAGAUCCUUUUAUUCUGGAAGAGUGCCCUCAUGUGUACUUCAGCGGAAAUGCUCCAAGCUACCAAUCCAAACGUAUCACAGGACCUGAAGGCCAAGAUGUUCUCCUGGUUGCCGUCCCAGAGUUCAGCACCACACAGACGGCUUGUCUUGUAAACCUGCGCACACUGGAGUGUGAGCCAGUCUGCUUCUCCUCAUUUUCCACAGAGGAUGAUGAAGACCAUGAGAUGAACAUCAGCCAUUAAAAACUCACUUAUCAAAAUGACACUUGUUACUGUAAACCUUUCUUUAACAAAGACUGGUUGCUUAUAUGUGAGAGUUCCGUUAAUAAAGUAGCC